AUGGCCAGCCUCGUGCACCAGGCGGCGCCGACGAUGCCGGCCGCGGCGGCGUGCAGCGACGACGACUUCAUGCCGCAGAGCUUCGGCUGCUUCGGGCGGUCGCUGUCGAGGGCGUCGUCCAGUCGGCGGCUGGAGUACCGAUCGCUGAGCGGCGAGGGCGCCGACGAGAUGAGGCGCAUCGCGCAGGAGCGGUCGGCGAGGGCGAAGCUGCGGUGGAAGGCGGUGGCGCAGGAGAUCAUCGCGAGGAGGAGGGGCAGCGGCGGCAAUGGAGGGCCCGGAGCACGGAGGAGAAAGGCGGGGCAGCCGGCGUUCAGCUACGACUCCAAGAGCUACGCGCUCAACUUCGACCAAGGCUCCGCCGAGUAG
Molecule: messenger RNA, 366 nt
Organism: Lolium rigidum
Lineage: Eukaryota; Viridiplantae; Streptophyta; Magnoliopsida; Poales; Poaceae
Exons: 1
Coding region: 1-366 (121 amino acids)
Source: RefSeq, a predicted model, not a curated record